This is a messenger RNA of Nakaseomyces glabratus, 5652 nucleotides long. RefSeq names its product trifunctional fatty acid synthase subunit FAS2 (gene FAS2). Gene Ontology annotation, cellular component: fatty acid synthase complex. NCBI's taxonomy places the organism in Eukaryota, Fungi, Ascomycota, Saccharomycetes, Saccharomycetales, Saccharomycetaceae. The record is from RefSeq and is a predicted model, not a curated record. Gene Ontology annotation, molecular function: 3-oxoacyl-[acyl-carrier-protein] reductase (NADPH) activity; 3-oxoacyl-[acyl-carrier-protein] synthase activity; magnesium ion binding. Gene Ontology annotation, biological process: long-chain fatty acid biosynthetic process.
AUGGUUAUGAAACCUGAAGUUGAACAAGAAUUGGCUCACGUUUUACUUACUGAGUUGUUGGCUUACCAAUUCGCUUCUCCAGUGAGAUGGAUUGAGACUCAGGAUGUUCUGCUAAAGGAUUUCAACACUGAAAGAGUCGUUGAAAUCGGCCCCUCUCCUACUUUGGCCGGUAUGGCCCAGAGAACCUUGAAGAACAAGUACGAGUCAUACGACGCUGCUUUGUCCUUGCAGAGACAGGUUCUAUGCUACUCCAAGGACGCUAGAGAGAUAUACUACACAGCCGACCCAGCUGAAAUUGAGCCAAAGGAAGAGCCAAAGGCUGAAGAAGCUGCCGCUCCUGCCCCAGCUGCUGCCCCAGCUGCCACUCCAGCUCCAGCUCCAGUUGCUGCCCCAGCCCCAGCUGCUGCCGCUGCCGAUGUCCCAGAUGAGCCAGUAAAGGCUUCUUUGCUAUUGCACACCCUGGUUGCUCAUAAGUUGAAGAAAUCACUAGACCAAGUGCCAAUGUCCAAGACUAUCAAAGACUUGGUCGGUGGUAAGUCCACUGUUCAGAAUGAAAUCUUGGGUGAUCUGGGUAAAGAAUUCGGUACCACACCAGAAAAGCCAGAAGACACCCCAUUGGAAGAGCUGGCUGAAACUUUCCAGGAUACUUUCUCUGGUGCUUUAGGUAAACAAUCUACUUCUCUAUUAUCAAGAAUGGUCUCAUCCAAAAUGCCUGGUGGUUUCAACAUGACUUCUGUCAGAAAAUACUUGCAAUCCCGCUGGGGUCUCGGUCAAGGCAGACAGGACUCUGCUUUACUGGUUGCUUUAAGCAACGAACCAGCAUCUCGUCUAGGUGCAGAGCCAGAUGCAAAGACUUUCUUGGAUGCCCAAGUCCAAAAGUACGCACAAAUUUCCGGUUUGGAUCUUUCUGCAGCUUCAAGCUCAGCAUCUGCUGGUGGUGCCGGCGCUAGCGCUAGUGGUGCUACCAUUGAUGCUGCAGCUCUGGAAGAAAUUACCAAAGAUCACAAGGUUUUGGCUCGCCAACAAUUGCAAGUCCUUGCUCGUUAUUUGAAAAUGGACUUGAACAACGGCGAGAGAAAGUUCUUGAAAGAAAAGGACACUGUUGCAGAAUUACAAAGUCAACUGGAUUACAUUACAAACGAAUUGGGUGAGUUCUUUGUUAAUGGUAUUUCUACUUCAUUUUCAAGAAAGAAGGCUAGACAAUUCGACUCUUCAUGGAACUGGGCCAGACAAUCUCUACUUUCAUUGUACUUUGAGAUUAUUCACGGUGUUCUAAAAAACGUCGAUAGAGAAGUUGUCACCGAAGCAAUCAACAUCAUGAACAGGUCAAAUGAAACAUUGAUUAAAUUCAUGGAAUAUCAUGUCUCUAAAACAGAUGUAUCGAAGGGUGAGAACUAUAAGUUGGUUAAGGAAUUGGGUGACCAAUUGAUUGAAAACUGUAAGCAAGUUCUUGAUGUUGACCCUGUUUAUAAGGAUGUCAGCAAGCCAACUGGUCCAAAGACUACGAUUGAUAAGAAUGGUAACAUUAAGUAUUCUGAAGAACCAAGAGAUAAGAUUAGAAAGUUUUCUCAAUAUGUUCAAGAAAUGGCUUUGGGUGGUCCACUAACUAAAGAAGAUCAACCAACUAUUCAGGAGGACUUGACUCGUGUUUACAAGGCCAUCAGCAGCCAAGCUGCUGAACAAGACGUCACUGAGGCAACCCGUGCUGAAUUUGAAAAGUUAUACAGCGAUCUAAUUCAAUUUUUGAAAACAUCCAAGGAAAUUGAUGCUCAACAGACCACUCAAUUGGCUGGUAUCGUUGAUGACGCUUUAGACAAGGACUCAACUAGAGAAGUCGCAUCAUUGCCAAAUAAAUCGACUAUUUCUACUGCUGUCUCCUCUACUAUUCCUAGACAGACUGUUCCAUUCUUGCAUUUGAGAAAGAAGGCACCUUCAGGUGAGUGGAAAUAUGACCGUCAUUUGUCUUCCCUAUUUUUGGAUGGUUUGGAGAGAGCCACAAUUAAUGGUGUUACAUUCAAUGACAAAUAUGUAUUAAUUACCGGUGCAGGUCAAGGCUCCAUCGGUGCUGAAGUUCUGCAAGGUCUGCUUCAAGGUGGUGCAAAGGUUGUUGUGACUACUUCUCGUUUUUCCAAGAAAGUCACAGACUACUAUCAAUCAAUGUACGCAAAGUUUGGUGCCAGAGGAUCAACUUUGGUUGUUGUACCAUUCAACCAAGGUUCUAAACAAGAUGUUGAAGCUUUGAUUGACUACAUCUAUGACGAUGAGAAGAAUGGUGGUUUAGGUUGGGAUUUGGAUGCUUUUAUUCCAUUUGCAGCCAUUCCUGAAAACGGUAUUGAGCUUGAAAAUAUCGAUUCUAAGUCAGAAUUUGCUCACAGAAUCAUGAUGACUAACAUUUUGAGAAUGAUGGGUUGUAUUAAAAAGCAAAAAUCUGCGAGGGAAAUCGAAACUAGACCAGCCCAAGUUAUAUUGCCUAUGUCUCCAAAUCAUGGUACUUUUGGUGGUGACGGUUUAUACUCUGAAUCUAAGUUAUCUCUAGAAACUCUAUUCAAUAGAUGGCAUUCUGAAUCUUGGGCUAACCAAUUAACUGUCUGUGGUGCAGUGAUUGGUUGGACAAGAGGUACUGGUUUGAUGACUGCCAAUAAUAUUAUUGCAGAAGGUAUUGAAAAAAUGGGUGUCCGUACUUUCUCUCAAAAAGAGAUGGCCUUGAACCUGCUUGGUUUGAUGAUCCCAGAAAUUGUUGAAUUGUGUCAAAAGUCUCCUGUUAUGGCUGAUCUAAAUGGUGGUCUACAGUACCUAACUGACUUGAAAGAAUUUACAGCUAAAUUGCGUAGAGAAUUGACUGAAACCUCUGAAAUCAGAAAAGCUGUUUCUAUCGAAACCGCUUUAGAACAUAAGAUUGUCAACGGUAACAAGGCAGAUGAAGCCUAUGCCAAGGUUGAGGUUCAACCAAGAGCCAACAUUCAAUUAAACUUCCCAACCUUGAAGAAUUACAAGGACAUCAAAAAGAUCGCUAAAGAGGAACUUGAAGGUAUGCUAGAUCUUGAAAGGGUUAUUGUUGUUACAGGUUUUUCAGAAGUUGGUCCAUGGGGUUCUUCCAGAACAAGAUGGGAAAUGGAAGCUUUUGGCGAAUUUUCACUUGAAGGUUCUGUAGAAAUGGCCUGGAUGAUGGGUAUGAUCAAGUACCAUAACGGUAAUCUAAAGGGCCGUCCUUACACUGGAUGGGUCGACGCAAAGACCAAUGAACCUGUUGAUGACAAGGAUAUAAAAGCUAAAUAUGAAUCCAAAAUAUUGGAACAUAGUGGUAUUAGAUUAAUUGAACCAGAAUUGUUCCAUGGUUACAAUCCAGAAAAGAAGCAAAUGAUUCAAGAAGUUAUUGUUGAAGACGAUCUUGAACCAUUUGAAGCAUCAAAGGAAACUGCUGAACAAUUUAAGCACGAGCAUGGCGAUAAGGUUGACAUUUUUGAGAUUCCUGAAACAGGUGAAUACUCUGUUAAGAUUUUGAAGGGCGCUACUUUGUAUAUUCCAAAGGCUCUAAGAUUUGAUCGUUUGGUUGCUGGUCAAGUACCAACUGGUUGGAACGCCAAAACUUAUGGUAUUUCUGAUGAUAUCAUUUCUCAAGUUGAUCCUAUCACAUUGUUUGUUUUGGUUUCAGUUGUCGAAGCUUUCAUCACUUCAGGUAUUUCAGAUCCAUACGAAAUGUACAAAUAUGUUCACGUAUCUGAAGUUGGUAAUUGUUCUGGUUCCGGUAUGGGUGGUGUUAGCGCACUUCGUGGUAUGUUUAAGGACCGUUACAAAGAUAUGCCGGUUCAAAAUGACAUUCUACAAGAAUCAUUUAUCAACACUAUGUCUGCUUGGGUUAAUAUGUUGUUAAUAUCAUCUUCUGGUCCAAUCAAGACACCAGUCGGUGCUUGUGCUACCUCAGUUGAAUCUGUUGACAUUGGUGUUGAGACAAUUCUUUCUGGUAAGGCUAAGAUUUGUAUUGUUGGUGGUUAUGAUGAUUUCCAAGAAGAAGGUUCUUAUGAAUUUGGUAACAUGAAAGCUACUUCUAAUACUCUUGAAGAAUUUGAACAUGGCCGUACCCCUGCUGAGAUGUCUCGUCCAGCUACAACAUCUCGUAAUGGGUUCAUGGAAGCCCAAGGUGCUGGUAUCCAAGUUAUUAUGAAUGCAGACCUAGCUCUAAAGAUGGGUGUUCCAAUUUAUGGUAUUGUAGCUCUAACAGCUACUGCCACUGACAAGAUUGGUAGAUCCGUGCCAGCUCCAGGUAAGGGUAUUUUGACAACUGCUAGAGAACACCAUGGUGCAAUGAGAUUCCCAACACCAAUGAUGGAUAUCAAAUACAGAAAGCGCCAACUUGUCUCACGUGAAAAGCAAAUCAAGCAAUGGGUUGAGGAUGAAUUAGAAAUGACUAAAUAUGAAGCAGAAGGUCUCUCUGAUUCUGAAAGAAAUGCAUUCUUUGCUGAACGUUCUGAAGAAAUUAAGAAGGAAGCACAAAGACAAUUGAAAUCGGCUCAAGCCCAAUGGGGUAACGAGUUUUUCAAGAAUGAUCCACGUAUUGCUCCAUUGAGAGGUUCGCUAGCUGCAUUUGGUUUGACAAUUGAUGACCUUGGUGUUGCUUCUUUCCACGGUACCUCUACUAAAGCCAAUGAUAAGAAUGAAAGUGCUACCAUCAAUGAAAUGAUGAAGCACUUGGGUAGAUCUGAGGGUAACCCAGUUAUUGGUGUUUUCCAGAAGUUCUUGACCGGCCAUCCAAAGGGUGCCGCUGGUGCUUGGAUGUUGAAUGGUGCUAUUCAAAUUUUGAACAGUGGUAUUGUUCCUGGUAACCGUAACGCUGAUAAUGUUGACAAGUUAUUGGAGCAGUUUGACUACGUCUUAUACCCAUCAAAGUCUAUCAAGACUGAUGGUAUUAAGGCUGUUUCUGUAACUUCAUUUGGUUUUGGUCAAAAGGGUGCUCAGGCUGUUGUAAUUCAUCCAGACUAUUUGUACGCUGCUAUUGAUGAAGGUAGAUAUAAUGAAUAUGCUGCUAAGGUGACUGAAAGAGAAAAGGCUGCUCACAAGUUCUUCCACAAUGGUAUGAUUUACAAUAAACUGUUUGUUAGUAAAGAGCAUGCACCAUAUGACGAUUCCUUAGAGGAAAAGGUUUAUUUGGACCCAUUAGUCCGUGUUGAAAAUGAUAAGAAGAGUGGGGAACUAAAGUUUUCAUCGAAGGGUAUUCAGAAGCACGACACUUACUUGAGUGAAAGCGCCAAGAAGACAUCUGAAAUGAUUUCGGGUUCUUUGAAGGAGGAAACUAAAAAUGUUGGUGUCGAUGUUGAGCUAAUCGCAAGUAUCAAUAUUGAUAACGAAACAUUUAUUGAAAGAAACUUCACCUCAGAAGAAGUAAAAUACUGUUCCUCUCAGCCAUCUGCUCAGAGUUCAUUUGCUGGUACUUGGUCUGCUAAGGAGGCCGUAUUCAAGAGUCUAGGUGUAAAGUCUCGCGGUGCAGGCGCUCCUAUGAAGGAAAUCGAAAUCCUACGUGAUGUAAACGGUAAACCAACAGUUACUCUUCAUGGUGAGGCUAAGAAACUUGCUCAAAAAGAAAGUAUCAAGGCUGUUUCCGUUUCUAUCUCUCAUGAUGACUUCCAAAGUAUCGCUGUAGCAAUUGCUAACAAAUAA